Molecule: messenger RNA, 1089 nt
Organism: Malassezia pachydermatis
Lineage: Eukaryota; Fungi; Basidiomycota; Malasseziomycetes; Malasseziales; Malasseziaceae
Product: guanine nucleotide-binding protein alpha-3 subunit
Exons: 4
Coding region: 1-1089 (362 amino acids)
Biological process (GO): adenylate cyclase-activating G protein-coupled receptor signaling pathway
Cellular component (GO): heterotrimeric G-protein complex
Molecular function (GO): GTPase activity; G-protein beta/gamma-subunit complex binding; GTP binding
Source: RefSeq, a predicted model, not a curated record
AUGGGUGUGUGUGCUUCCUCGCCCGGCGCUGGCGGCGGUGUGAGUGAUGCAGACCGAGAUGCCAAGCAGCGAAAUAUGGAGAUUGACAAGCAUUUAGAUGAUGCGCAUAAGAAGGCGAAGCAAGAGCUGAAGAUCUUGUUGCUGGGCAGUGGUGAGUCUGGCAAGUCAACGAUCGUCAAGCAGAUGAAAAUCAUCCACCAGAACGGAUUUACGGAGCAGGAGUUGUUUAUGUACCGCAUUACUAUUCUGAAGAAUGUGAUGGAUUCGGUGAAUGCCAUCAUUCUAGCGAUGCGUCGUCUGAGCAUUGAGCCAGCGACGCUGGAAAACAGAGAAAAGGUGGACCAGCUGGUUCACUACCACCUGCCAGCGGAUGCGAAUGCGUCGUUGCCUCCGCACAUUGGCCAGAUGAUUGUAGAUAUUUGGACCGACCCCGUUAUGGAGCAGCUUAUGGCGCGCCGCGGCGAAUUUUAUUUGAUGGACAAUGCGGAUUAUUUCCUAAGCAACAUUUCGCGCAUAGCAACGGAAGACUACCUUCCUACGCCUCAGGAUGUACUGUACGCUCGUUCCAAGACGACGGGCAUUACGGAGACCACCUUUUCCCUAGGUUCGCUGGCGAUUCGCCUGGUCGAUGUAGGCGGACAACGUUCUGAGCGUACGAAAUGGAUCCACAGCUUUGAGUCGGUCACGUCGAUUAUAUUCUGCGUGGCGCUCAGUGAGUAUGAUCAAGUGCUGCUCGAAGACAGCAACCAAAAUCGUAUGGCCGAGAGUCUGGUCCUCUUUGAAAGUGUGAUCAACAGUCGCUGGUUCCUUCGCACAUCGAUCAUCCUGUUCCUCAACAAGAUUGACGUGUUCCAGAAGAAGCUUCCUAUGCGCCCCUUGGCCGAUUAUUUCCCCGAGUAUACGGGUGGCAACGAUGUAAACAAGGCAGCAAAAUACAUCCUAUGGCGUUUCACGCGUGUCAACCGCGCGAAGCUGCAAAUUUACCCACACAUCACGCAGGCCACCGACACAUCCAACAUCCGCUUGGUUUUUGCGGCUGUCAAAGAAACGCUUUUGCAGAAUGCCCUUCGUGAGACAGGCUUUAUCUAA